UCAGCAACACUGUUGUUUUGUUUUGACCCCCGUAAGUGAUGAUAAUUUGACAGUGAAUUGGUUAAUUGUGCUCCCGUUUCUGCUUCCGAUACUGAUUCCAAUCAGACUAAAGUGCUUGUCGUUCUGCCCGCGUCGGUUAAGUGAACGUAAACAAAUGUGAAAAGUGUCGAGAAACACAGGAGGAGCAGAAUCCGAGAACCCGUCGCGUUGCACCCCCGCAAACAAAAAUUCUUGGCACAAAAUAUGGGCACCAAAGAGUCCAAGCACUCGAACAGCAUCAGCUACGAGGAGUCGGUGAAGCGAGUGAGCGAUGCGGAGCUGCGGCGCCUGAGAGAUGCCUUCAAGAAGUCGGCGGGCGUGGGGCGGCUCUUCCUCAGCCGGAAUGCCUUCCAGCAGGAUGUGCUCUGCGAGGGGGUGCCGCCGAAGAUCACGGACAUGCUGUACGCCGCGUGUGGUGGCACUCAGCGGGGUAUUUCCUUCAAGGAUCUGCUCUGCGGCCUGGUGCUAAUCACGCGCGGCACCCAGGAGGAGAAGACCAAAUUUCUGUGGAACCUCUACUGCAACGAUGCAGGAACCUAUAUAAUAAGGUCGGAAUAUGUACGCAAUGUGAACCUGGCUCCAUUCGAGAGCGUCUCCCUGUUCGCCCAGGGUGAACGAGUCAAUUUCGAGCAGUUUCAGGAAUGGAUUAUCAAGCAUCGCAAUGCCACAGUUCUCUCCAACUGGCUUUUGGCCGACAACUGUGUCAGUCUCACCUCAGAGCUGGAGACGCCAACGUUUUACCAGAGUCUUGCCGGAGUGACGCAUCUGGAGGAGAAGGACAUUGGCGAUCUGGAGAAGGAGUUUUGGCGUCUGAAGAACACAUCGCAGAAUGGACAAAUCGAUCUGCAGUUCCUUGGCCCUCUGAUUAGUCCACCGAUACCAAAGAACGCACUGGCGGGACUGUUCAACGCCUUCGAUGAGAACCGUGACGGUCACAUCGACUUUAAGGAGCUGUGCUGCGGCGUCAGUGCUGCCUGUCGUGGACCAGGUGUGGAGAGGACACGAUUUUGCUUUAAGAUCUUUGAUGUGGAUCGAGAUGGAGUUCUCAGCCACGAGGAGACACUGCAAAUGAUCAAUGUUCUCUUGCUGGUGGCCAAGGAGAACCGUGAUGCCCAGCAGUAUGCGGAGCUAACCAAACAGCAUGUUAUCAGCGAUCUGCUUGAGUUUGGACAGCGUCGCAGUCCCGACGGUGAGCCUAGCAAGCUAACCCGCGACAACGUCUCCCUCACCGCCGAGGACUUUAUGCUGUGGAACGUUCAGUGUGAUCUCCGGCUCAUGCAGCCCCUGCUGGACCUUAUCUUCGAGCUGUGCCACAUCGUCUUCGGUCUCUGGCCGCAGUGUAAGCAUAUGGAGAAUGAUAUUGUCCGAGGAUGGCUGCGACGCGAAGAACGCAGACCUUACCGUGUCGGUCAGUUCUGGUACUUGAUAACGCGUGACUGGUGGCUCAAUUGGACGCAGUACACCCAACACACGGCUCAUACAUGCGACUACUGCAAGCGCACCGCCGCCAGUCAGCGGACCGCCGUCGACGAGGCGGUUGUCUGCGAUGAGAGCUUCAACACUCACAGUCUGGAGCAGCACGACAGCUACUCGUUGGGCUCCGGCACAGGCUCAGCCACCGGCUCCGGCUCUGGAUCCGCCAGCAGUGGGUUCUCUGCAGGCCGCCACUGCGGACCUGUGCGUCCAGGACCGAUUGACAACAGCAACCUGAUCACGGCCAAUCCGUACAGAAACGUGCGCACCCUCACCGGCGAAGGCGGUCACCUCAAACGGGACACGCCUCUGGUGCAGAGCCACGACUUCGAGCUGGUGCCCAAGUCGCUUUGGAAGGCGUUAAAUCGGUGGUACGGCGACAACCUGCCAUUGCCGCGCCAGGUCAUCCAACCACCUAACUCUGAGGUGGAACUGGAGCUGUACCCGCUGAAUCUGCGCAUCCUGUUGCACCAGGCGCAACCGUCCCAAAUGGGCGCUGGAGGAGGAGGCGGAGGAUCGGGCGCCCAGCUAGGCAGCUGGGGCUCCACAGUAAGCGGCGGCUACGGGGUCCUGGCAUCCGGCGGUGGAUAUGCAGCAAUCGCAGCCAGCAGCGUGCUGCAGCCGCCGAAGCGAUAUCUUGCCUACACGGCGGCUUUCAGCCGCUUGGCCACUGUGCGACAAGUCGGGGAGUUCCUAUGCGAGCAGCUGCGCCUGAAAGCGGAGGAUAUCCGGCUGUGGCACGUGCCUCAGCUGGACAACGGUGCCAUAUUAUUGUUGGAGGAGGAUGCCAUGUGCCUGAAGGAACUUCUCAUCCGGGACAAUGACCAGCUACUGCUGGAGAUUCGCAACAAGGACCUGACCUGGCCCGAGGAACUGGGCUCGUUGGCAAGCGCCCAGAGUGGCCAGGGGACGUGUGGAACACCAGGCGAUCGGCGGCGUAUGACCCGCAGCUCCAUUAUGUCAGUGCAUGCGCCAGGAGCCACGGGCCUGCACAACCUGGGCAACACCUGCUUCAUGAAUGCGGCUCUCCAGGUGCUGUUCAACACCCAGCCACUGGCGCAGUACUUCCAGCGAGAGAUGCACCGCUUCGAGCUGAAUGCGGCCAACAAGCUGGGCACCCGGGGACAGCUGGCGAUGCGCUAUGCUGAACUCCUCAAGGAGGUUUGGACGGCGACGACGCGUUCAGUGGCACCGCUUAAGCUGCGCUUCUGCGUUAAUAAGCACGCUCCGCAGUUCGCCGGUGGCGGUCAGCACGACUCCCAGGAGCUGCUCGAGUGGCUGUUGGACGCCUUGCAUGAGGAUCUUAACCGCGUGAUGGAGAAGCCGUACAGUGAACUAAAGGACUCCAAUGGCCGGCCGGACAAGCUAGUGGCCGCCGAGGCCUGGUCACAACACCACGCUCGCAAUCAGUCAAUUAUCAUUGAUUUGUUUUAUGGCCAGCUCAAGUCCAAGGUUAGCUGCUUAAGCUGUGGCCACGAGUCUGUGCGCUUCGAUCCCUUCAGCCUGCUCAGUUUGCCGCUGCCAGUUGAGAACUAUGUGUAUCUGGAAGUGUUGGUUAUCCUGCUGGACGGCAGCGUGCCCAUCAAGUACGGCUUCCGUCUCAACUCGGAGUGCAAGUAUUCCCACAUGAAGCAUAAGCUGUCCAAGCUGUGUUCACUGCAGCCGAACCUGAUGCUUGUUUGCGAGCUGUGGAACUCACAGAUACGCCAGGUGUUGGCCGAUGAGGAGAAAUUGAGAAUGCAGAGCGCCAAGGAGCUGUAUGUCUACCAGUUGCCCGAGCAGAGCGUCCGAACGCGCUCCAACUCAGUGCUCAGCAUGCACAUCGAGCAAGGACUCAAGGAUAUUCAGCGUAGCUCGGCUCUCAUGACAGCCCAGGACAACUCGCUGUCCUCGCUGAGCACUAUUCAGACCUCCACCAGUCACCGCGCCUCGUCUCGCGUCCUUUGCAAUGGCCAUGCCAUGGGACUGGAGGCGGUUGAGGCGGAAAACAAUCAGAGCAUCAGCAAUACCAACCAUUUCAGCGGAAACGGAAGUGGUGACAACCAAGUGCACGAGCUGCUGCCAGAUGAGGCCGGAAAGGUAAGCCGGUGCUUUGGAAAGAGAGAGUGCAUGCCCCACAGCCUAUUCUGCUUCAAGGAGUCGUUCAUCCUAAGCUCCAGUCCGGAGAACAAUUUCAUGCACGGCAACACGGCCGCCCAGCAGAAGCGAGUGUCCGCCGCCAAGCUGCUGCACACGGAGAGCAACACCAGCUCCAUUUCCUACACGAAUCACUCCGGCGAGAAUUCCAUGGAGAGCUCGCUGACGGAGCCCAUUCCGAUGGCAGUUGAUCUGGCGCCGGUAAGCAGCCGGCACGGUAGUGGCAGCGAUGAUGGCUCCUAUCGGACGUCACCCAACGAUUCCAGUGGCCUGAGCACGACGGCGCACACGCUGGGAGCCAGUCUCGAUGCUGAUGUAGACGAGCAGGCGGAGGAGGGCAACGAGGAGGAGCCGGAUCAACCGGAUCAGAUAACCACCUCACAGCCGGAAACCAGCAGCGGUGUCUACUCACGUCGCUCCUCGCAGCCCCACAAGCCGGGCAAGUAUCUGGUAGCCGUGCAUCGUAAGAUCACCCGGCACGACAGCUACUUCCUUUCCUACCACAAGACGCGACCCAGCCUGUUUGGUGUGCCGCUGCUCAUCCCUAACAAUGAGGGAGGCACCCAUAAGGAUUUAUACUGCGCCGUUUGGCUGCAGGUAAGCCGGUUGCUUAGUCCGCUGCCCGCCACCACCGAGCAGGCAAAUCAUGCCGCCGAUUGCGAUGACAGCCUUGGCUACGACUUUCCCUUCACGCUCCGUGCGGUCAAGGCGGACGGACUCACCUGUGCCAUCUGCCCGUGGUCGAGCUUCUGCCGCGGCUGUGAGAUACGCUGCAAUAAUGACUACGUGCUUCAGGGGGCCCUGCCGCCCAUCAGCAAUGCCGGAUCCAGCAAUUCAACGACACCGAAGAUGAACGCUAAAUUUCCAUCGCUACCAAAUCUGGAGACGAAGCGUACGACGCCGGAGUACACCGCAUCGUUGUCGUACACCCCGACAACAAAAUAUUUUGAAGACUUUACCAUUGCCAUCGAUUGGGAUCCAACCGCCUUGCAUUUACGCUAUCAGAGCACCUUGGAGCGGCUGUGGGUGGAUCACGAGACCAUUGCCAUAAGUCGGCGGGAACAGGUGGAGCCCGUGGACCUGAAUCACUGCCUGCGUGCCUUCACCUCGGAGGAGCAGCUGGAGCAGUGGUAUCACUGCAGUCACUGCAAGGGCAAGAAGCCGGCCACAAAGAAGCUGCAGAUCUGGAAAUUGCCACCGAUCUUGAUUGUUCACUUGAAGCGCUUUAAUUGCGUCAACGGCAAGUGGGUGAAGUCGCAGAAAGUGGUCCACUUCCCAUUCGACGACUUUGAUCCAACGCCAUAUCUGGCCUCCGUGCCCCAGGAGACAAUAUUGCGGCACAAGGAGCUACUGGAACUAAAAACGGACGAAGGAGACGUAACGACGCAGACACUGGCGAGCAAUGAAGUUGUCAGCGAACUAGACGAAAUCGAUGCAGCCACCAAGGAGGAGGUGGAACCACAGGCCAAGCCAGUAUCUGCCGGGAAUAAUAUCCUGCGACAGAGUAAAACGAUCAAUGCGGCUCGGCGACGACAACGCCUCAUCUCAACGAGUCUCACGAAAACGCCCAUAGUGGACGGCGAAUUCGAGGACUAUCACCAGCAUCGACUCAAGCCGGAGGUGGAUGAGUUCGAUCCCAAGUACAGACUCUAUGCCGUGGUGUCUCAUUCGGGUAUGCUGAAUGGUGGCCACUACAUUUCCUAUGCAGCGAAUGCAACUGGUUCCUGGUAUUGCUACAACGACAGCUCCUGCCGAGAAAUAUCACAGAAACCGCCGGUUAUUGAUCCCAGUGCCGCCUAUCUCCUAUUUUACGAGCGCAAGGGACUUGACUACGAACCGUAUUUACCCAACAUCGAGGGCCGGGCGCUGCCCAAUGCCGCCGCCAGCAUGCAGCUUGAGGUGGACGAAACCGAGGGCGAGCUAAAGAAGCUGUGCUCAAUUUCCUAACUGAUGAUGAUAUCCGUGUACCGAUCAUCAUCCUGGCUAUGAAGGACUCUAUUAUAUAUUAUUCCCUCUUUCCUCCUAAGGAUAUGUUCUAAAGUUUUGUGCUUUUGUUUCGCCUAAUGUGUGUGCGUUUUGUUAUUUACUAUUUUAAGCUCAGUUUGAAACUAUUUGCUGCUAUUAAUUAUUUAGUUUCUUAAUUAUUGUAGUAUUAAGCCUUAAUUCUACCUUCUUUGCCAGAGCAUGUACCAUAAUAUUCAAGUCCAGCUUGUAAAUACUUUCUACGUUUAAUUGGUUCCCUUUUUGUAGUUGUUUCCCUCUUGUUUGGCCAUUGUUUUUGUUGUAUAUAAUUGUAUAAUUUACAAAUGUGCGUAAUUGUAUUAGGCGCUUCCGAAGUGCCACAGCUAUUCCAUUUAAUUUGUAGUUUGUAAUUGGUAAUUGUUUUUUUGUUCGUUGUAUGUAAAUAGUGGCGUGCGAAAUGUUGUCGUAGACAGUUUUUGAUAUUAAUUACACGGAUCAGCAAUAUAUAUAUCAAGACGUUGCACGAAUUUCAUCGCAGACUCAUAACGUAUUUACAUUAUUAUCGAUUGGCUUUGGUGUGAAGCGAAAUAAGUAUUGCAGAUAUGUCUACUGAUUAUGUAUUUGAUAUUUACAAAUUAUAUAUAUAUAUAUACACCCCACAGAUAUAUAUA
Molecule: messenger RNA, 6281 nt
Organism: Drosophila serrata
Lineage: Eukaryota; Metazoa; Arthropoda; Insecta; Diptera; Drosophilidae
Gene: Usp32
Product: Ubiquitin specific protease 32
Biological process (GO): protein deubiquitination
Cellular component (GO): Golgi apparatus
Molecular function (GO): cysteine-type deubiquitinase activity; calcium ion binding
Source: RefSeq, a predicted model, not a curated record